Molecule: messenger RNA, 438 nt
Organism: Fraxinus pennsylvanica
Lineage: Eukaryota; Viridiplantae; Streptophyta; Magnoliopsida; Lamiales; Oleaceae
Source: the annotation of a GenBank genome assembly
AUGCCAUCGCAAGUGCCGGAAUAUUCCAACUUCGGCAAAAAGAACUGUGGUUUCUCUCUUCAUGAUCAAAAUCCAACAAAGCAACUACGCUUUGGAGUUAUGAUCAAAAUCCCAAAGCUUUACAACGUGUUUCCCGCAAACCAUUCCGACCCCGCAAACCAUUCUGCUCCACUGAAUCCCUGUAAAACCCCACCCACCAAAUGCUUCGAGGUCUCAAUCUCAGACGCUCCAUCCACUCCCUCAUCCGCCCCCUUAAACCUCCCGCCGCUACCUCCACCGGCGUCCAACGCCAAUUAUCCUCUCUCUUCCGCUAAGCCCCGCUUCCGCCUGACCUUCAUGAAGCCCAACCGCGUACCUUCAUCCAACCUAAAACCCUCAGAGAGCUUGAAUCUAUAUUUAAAGAUUGUAACCAAAAUAAACAAAACAUCCCAAACGUAA